CUGUGGCGUUGCCAAAAAUAUGUUGAUUACGUCAUGAUCAUAAGGUUCCGUAGAUGUUUGUACAAGAAAGAUGGCGCAUUGGUUCCAUAGGAAUCCGAUCAAGGCGACUGCGCCUGUAUCAUUCGCCCUUGGACCAAUCUGUACCAACGCACAGACCCAGAAAAUAUGCAGUGACUUGCGUAUGAUCCGUGCACAACUCUUGGAACUCCUGAGUGAUCCAAAUAAGGAUGUUACUGUUGUCAAGACAACAACAGACAACUAUUUUGCUCUGUUGCAAGGGUUCCUACAGGCCCUAGAUGACAACAGUGGUGAGAGCAAGUUGAGGCACUCAGUCAAGUUCAAGUGGUCCAGCACAGUUCUGAGCAAUGCUGUUGUUACCCAGGCAGAUGCCUUGUUUGAGUUGGCCUCCAUGGCAAUGAACAUUGGACUGUGGUACACGAAACAUGCAGCCAAGAUAGCUGCCAGCGAUGAAGUAUCUAUGGAUGAGGCAAAAGAGGUGCACAAAUGUCUAAGGACAGCAGCUGGAAUCUUUAAGAAUGUAAAGGAACAAGUCAUUGGAAGACUUUUGGAGACAGCAGAGAAGGGCACAGACCUGGAUCCGAAGGUGGUAGAAGCCUAUUUUCAACAGUCUACAGCAGAGGCACAGGAAGUGGCCCUGGCACGAGCUGUGGAGAUGAAGCACAGUGCUGGUCUCAUCUCAUCACUGGCUUACGAAACAGCACAACUCUUCAUCACUGCAGGAGGUUCACUAGACCAACUUGAUGCAGCAAGCGUAGGAAAGUGGCAGAAAUAUCUACAACUGAAGGGUGUAUUCUACUUGGCUCAUGCACACUGUUACAAUGGAGAUGCACUGUUGGCAAAGGACAAAUGUGGAGAGGCAAUCAGAGCCUUACAGGAGAGUGAAAAGUUGUUUGAAAAAGCUGAAAGCUUGUGCAAGGAGUAUGCAUCUUCCAAGGGCCCAGGAACAUCUGCCAGACCAGACCAGCACAUCUUUUUCAUUAGACUGGGGAAACAGGUGAAAGUUACUCUGGACAAGUGCACAAGGGAGAAUGGCUUCAUAUACUUCCAGAAGGUACCUCCUGAGGUCCCAGAGCUGGAAAAGAAGGCCACCUAUGGUCUGGCCAACCCUGAGGAGUUCCAGCUACCUCCACCCAACCCACUGUGGAGUGCUGACAUCUACAAUUCAUUUGACCUGUCAAAGGCACCUGCUGCACAAAAGGGUGAGAAAGAACCGGAAGUCAAACCUGUGAAGGAAUCAGACAUUUAUCAGUCGACCAAGGAACCUGGAACCUUCAGUGGAUGUGUGAUCUCAUAAGGUUGCCUUCCUGUGGUUUAGAUUGAUUGAAUAUUUACAACACAAGGUUUCUAUUUUCUAUUUUGGUGAACUUUGCAUUAUCUCCAUUCUUCAGUAAUCUAUACUACCUUUUGUAUCCAGAAUUGACUAGAAAUGUGAUGCCUUCAUAUUGAAUUCCUCAAUAUAUAAUGGUAUAACAUUUUUUAAAUGUAGGUAUGAAGCAUAUUUUCAGUCUUUAUUAUUCAUCAUGUUUGGUAUCUGCUUUGUUGAAUAACAUAGUAAUAACUUUAUACAAUAUUGCUUACUUAAAUGUUUAAGUUUAACUUAAAGUCAACUAUGUAGUUUUAUAUGUAAUAUUGCUUUGUUAUUGUGUUCAGGAAUAUAACAAGCAGUCCUCAAGGAUAUCCAUUUUUCCUUUGCUAAGAGGUUCUUACCACUAGUUGAGGUCAACUACAUGUAUUAUUUUAUUCCUAUAAAAAAGAAGAAUGUAGGUUGUGAAAAUAGUGUACAUGGAAGUGUACAAGUUCAUGUACAAAAUGCCUUUCCUGAACUUACCAGGAGUAAGUCGUGAGGGGAAGACAUGGAAAGAUGUCACCAUUAGGCACUUGGUCAGUUGGUGAUAUUUUGUAGGAAGGUACAUGGCUCCUUGGAUGGAUUAUUCAUUGUUUUGCAGCAUACUUUCCCUUUUCUCAAGAAACCUAGAAGUAUGUAACCUAUAAAGAGAAGGAAUGAAACAUGUAAAUGCAAGCAGGAAAUUUUUAGAAUCACUUUCUAAAGAUGACAUUUACACUUUUUUACUGUAACGAAAAUCACAAGUAAACUCCAUCAAGAACUAUGCUUACACUAAAGUUACAGCUCAAAAUGUAGAACUAGGUAUGUAUCUAUUGUAAAUAUAUGUAUAUCUGCUGAUAUGUAUAUUCAUAUUACAUGAUAGAGGUAUAGAUAGUCUACUGUAACCACAUUCUGGUGGGGCACCAAACUGUGGUGGCUUUUAGUAAUAACAGGUGGAGCGCUUAGCCAAAGGUGAAAGUCUCAUACAUGGGUAUUUCUUUUACAAGUCCCCAGAGUGUGGUAUCAAAAGUAAGGUUGACAGGCCUAUUCAAUCUUUAUAAUGGAACUUUAAUAUGAUGAUUUGUUUUUCCAUUUAUUAUAGAUUUUAUUAUUUGCACUGUGGCCUUUUUCUAGAUUUUUGUGUAAGAGACACAUGUACACUGUUUGCCCAUUGUUUUGUAUACAAGAAUGUGAUUAAAGGUGACUUCAGUAUUUAACCUGUAAAUACAGAUAGAUGACAAUAGAACUACUGCUAUUGUUGUUUUUAUAUUUAAGUGGAACGCUAUGUCAUAAUCAAUUAAAUGUGUAGAAAUGGCUUGGCAAAACUGUAAAAAAUGUUCAUCAUCAAAUUCAUUCAUAAAUAGAUAGAUCCCUGUAUGUUUUAAUGAGAAAAAAAAAUCCAAAUCCACUCUGAAAGGUGCAGACAUGGACUUUGUACUGUAUCAUACAUAUUGUUCUGAUAUGUAAUGAAUGUCUGUAUUGCAAGGUCCACCAAUAAACUUGAUACGUCCUUGA
This is a messenger RNA of Branchiostoma floridae (Florida lancelet), 2860 nucleotides long. Its product is annotated as BRO1 domain-containing protein BROX-like. Lineage: Eukaryota; Metazoa; Chordata; Leptocardii; Amphioxiformes; Branchiostomatidae. The transcript has 12 exons. Bases 71 to 1315 code for a protein of 414 amino acids. The record is from RefSeq and is a predicted model, not a curated record.